Messenger RNA from Daphnia magna, 3002 nucleotides. Its product is annotated as prolyl 4-hydroxylase subunit alpha-2. Lineage: Eukaryota; Metazoa; Arthropoda; Branchiopoda; Diplostraca; Daphniidae. The record is from RefSeq and is a predicted model, not a curated record. Bases 923 to 2620 code for a protein of 565 amino acids. Gene Ontology annotation, molecular function: procollagen-proline 4-dioxygenase activity; L-ascorbic acid binding; iron ion binding. Gene Ontology annotation, cellular component: endoplasmic reticulum. Gene Ontology annotation, biological process: peptidyl-proline hydroxylation to 4-hydroxy-L-proline. The transcript has 13 exons.
AAGGAACUUUACAUAUCGAACCAUGUUCUUUCAACUCCAGGUAUACCACCAUUUGAGGAUCAUUCAAUCACGGGGCAGAGCGUUGUGCAAUCGCUCACUUUCUAUGGGUGUCGUUUUCCCUUUUUCCCCCUCAUCCUUUCAUUUGCUAAGUUGUUUUAACUAUCCAUUGUUUGCGCGCAUGUGAACUGGAACAGUUCUCAUCAGCUAUGGGUAGUAAUUAUUAAACGACUUGUUUCACUGUGAAUCGAGCAGAUUCGAGAAUUAUCUGAAGAGAACUGUAGCCUUAAAAUUCGCAUGUUAAAAUCCGAAUGGACUUCGUCUCGCACACGUACGGAUCUAGAUUAAUUAAUAAGUACAUGAUACGUGCGGUAGGGUAAUAAACAACCGAAUACCAGAUAUACUACGUAUGUGUUUCACCUCUAAAAAAGAUGCGUCAUCACUCGGUUUAAUUGUGAGAAUACCGGACAAUUUGAUGAGGUUCUCUUUGUUUCUCCUAAUUCCGUCUACCAGGGGGUUUUCAAAGAGGCGAUGGGAGUUAUUACCAACAUCGGCCAUACCAGCUGCGUCCAGGUAAGCAAACGUCCUUGAAGCAAAUGUGUGAAAGACCCCAAGUGUGUGUGUGUGUGUGUGUCAUUGUUUGUGUCGCGUCUUACCAAUAGUUUAGCGCUGUUCCUUUUCCCUUUUUUUCUCUCUUCCUGCGGCUUACUAUACAAUUGUGGAAGUCUUAGUAGCUCAAAGAGAGAAAAAAAAAAAAUUGCCGGGAAAGAAGAAAAACCUCAACCAGGCCAGGUACAACAAAGUCUGCUCACAGUUGGACGGCAAUCGUCAAGAAGUGCGGACGCUAACAAGGUUCCUUCACUUGUAUAUCGGCUCCACGAGAUUUCAAACCGACAGGUUAUUGUUAUAAUCUGAAAAGGUAGACAUGAUGGCUUCCAUUCCUGUAACUUUCCUUAUAACAAUAACAGCUCUGCUGCUAAGAAAUCAGCCGGUUGUCGGUGACAUGUUUUCGGCUUCAGCCGAUUUGGCCAAUACCUUUCGUCUUGAACAACAAGUGGUCAACGUUCUCGGAGAAUUAGUGGCCCAAACGGAAGCUAAAUUGGGAAUUAUUCGUCAAUAUCUGAAAGACUACGAGAGCGUCGUCGAGGAAAAAGCGGCUAGCGAAGGAGAGUUCAUGGAACGCGUAGCCGGAAAUCCGAUCCAUGCUUACCGAUUGAUGAAACGGCUCUAUUUCGACUGGCAAACUGUUGAAAAAGAAAUCAAAACCGACAAUUGGCGAAACGCGUUGAGACAGUUGGAACACGUACGUAUGGGGGCCAAAUUCCCGAAAGAAGAGGACUUUUUCGGUGCAGCCCAAGCGUUGGUUCGUUUACAAGAUACCUACGAGCUAAAUAUGACUCAAUUAGCUAGAGGAAACCUUUGGGGAAGGCAAACACGAGCGGAAUUAACAGCUCAAGAUUGCCUGUUUAUGGGUAAACACGCCUUCAAUGCCGGAGCAUAUGCUCGAGCAGUCGAGUGGUUCGAAGAGUCUUACAUUUUGGCUGGGCAGGAAAACAACAGAACUCUAAGACAGGACCAGGUUAUGGAAUUUAUUCAACACGCCAUCAACAUGCACGACGAUACUUUGCAACAGACGAAAAAACGGCAUCCGAUGGCUGUUCUGUCGCACACCAACUCGUUUCGAUUGCCUUUGAAAGAGAAACCGGCCGGCGUUCAGCGCAGCGAAAUCAUCCGCAGCCGAAAGUACAACGUGGGAAAGCACAUCACCGAUCAAGAUGACGCCACCAAUUUCAACGCACUGUGUAGGGGCGAAACGCUUCUGAACGACAAACUGCUGGCGCAACUCAAAUGUUGGUACGAUUCCCGUCGCCAGCCUUAUUUCCUCCUUAUGCCUAUCAAAAUCGAACAGAAUUCAAUGGAGCCAGCCAUCUACUCUUUUCACGAUGUCCUCAGUGAUGACGAAAUCGAAACGAUCAAACAAUUGGCCAAGCCCUUGUUGGCUCGAUCGAUGGUGCAAGGAAGAACGGGAGUCGGACACGAAGUUUCCAACGUCCGAACUUCCAAAACGGCCUGGCUUCCUGAAGGAUUACAUCCAUUGUUAAACCGUCUAACUCGACGAAUUUCGCUCAUUACUGGCUUGAAAACCAAUCCUAUCAGCGAUGAAGCUGAGCUACUUCAGGUUGCUAAUUACGGGAUCGGGGGUCAUUACGCACCUCAUCACGACUACCUGAUGAAAGGCAAAGCGGAUUUCGAGCUGGGACAGAUGCCACCUCAAGAACUUGCAAUGGGCGACAGAAUAUCUACUUUCAUGUUUUACGCGAAAAAGAAAUACAUGCACCAUCGAGAGCUUCAAGCUGGUGAUCGGAUUGCAACUUUUAUGUUUUACCUUAACGACGUGGAACGCGGUGGGUCGACGGCUUUCCCGCGGGCUGGCGUCGCGGUCAAGCCGGUCAGAGGCGGGGCGGCGUUUUGGUUCAAUUUGAAACGCAGUGGAAAACCUGAUCCUUUGACUCUUCACGGAGCCUGUCCCGUCCUAUUGGGUCACAAAUGGGUCAGCAACAAAUGGAUUCGAGAAACGGCACAAACUUUCAACAGACGCUGCACACUGGAUGCCAACCAAUGAAGAACAGAGGCGGCUGUCGAUGCGGUAAAAAAAAAAGAUGUUUCGGGGGAAAGUUUCAUAAAAAACCGACUACGUUAUUGAUAUGUAAGGGUGUGGACCUGUGGUAUAUGGAUAUUGUUUUAAGAUUAAUUUGUUUAAUUAUUUUAAGAUUGUCAUCACGUAUAGUGGUAUAUUAUUUUUUUGAAAUCUGGUUUUGUUUUAUGUUGGCCUAGUCAAGAAUUUAAAACAAUUUUCCUUUAUGCAUUCCAAAAUGAAAUGAUUUUAUUGGCUCUGGUUCGACCAAUGUGAUUGACUUGUUGUAAUUAUUUUUUUUUUACUUUAAAGCACGCCACGGUUGGUGUGUGUGAUUACAAUAAAUACACGUUACUUUCACGGUGUGUAA